Hydractinia symbiolongicarpus is the source of this 1845-nucleotide messenger RNA. Its product is annotated as general transcription factor IIF subunit 2-like. The coding region runs from base 16 to 993 and encodes 325 amino acids. Gene Ontology annotation, cellular component: transcription factor TFIIF complex. Lineage: Eukaryota; Metazoa; Cnidaria; Hydrozoa; Anthoathecata; Hydractiniidae. The transcript has 8 exons. Gene Ontology annotation, biological process: transcription initiation at RNA polymerase II promoter; transcription by RNA polymerase II. The record is from RefSeq and is a predicted model, not a curated record.
UAAAAGCUAAAGUAAAUGGGACAAAAGCAGGCUGAUGGAUUAGUUGAUUUAUUGAAUUACAGAAGUGAUAAAGAAAAUGAUUAUUUUUUUGUUAUGGAUAAUGUAUGCAUUUCAGCAAUAAGAAAUCUGAACUUUAAAAUUUCUAGUUCAUUGUCUUUCACAGAAAAAAAGCAUGCAUAUAAAAUCAAUAUAUAUAAAAACAUGACAUCAUCUUCUCCUGCAAAUGCAUCUUCGUCAGGAACAACAAAAGUUGACUGUACGCGUGCAAGUCAAAGUGUUUGGUUAGUCAAGGUUCCAAAGUAUCUCGCAGAGGUGUGGGACAGAGCUGAUGCAACUGGCAUAGUUGGAAGUUUGCGUAUUCCACUGAAUACAGCUCCAAACAAUGUUUCGUUUCAUUUGGCAAGCAACCUAAUAAAUGCUGGUACAUUAAAAGACACAGCAAUACCCCAACAACAUAAAUUUAUUAUGUCUGAUGUACAUCAGUCGAUGGCGAUUUUUUCUGAAACUCCACCAGAUGAAGAUGACAAUACUGAUCAAAAAGCACGGGACAAGGUAGCAUUUGAAGGAAAGAUUGCAAAACGAGCUGAUUGUCGUCCUAUUGAAAACAAGAACUAUAUGAUGAUGAAAAGGAAAGCCAUUGAAAAAGCAUGUCGACCAGUACGUCAAGCAAAACAGAUCACAAGCGUUGUAACAGCUUUUAAACCCAUCAGUGGUCACCAAAUCAAUGUGAAACAAGAGAAGAUACAAAAAGAAGCUGGUAAACGUGUUCGCGAUGAUCCUGAAGUUGUGCGUGAAAAAUUGUAUAAAGCUUUUGAAAAGCAUCAAUAUUAUACAUUGAAAGAUCUUGUCGGUAUCACUGAACAGCCAGUGGUUCAUCUAAAGGCUAUCCUUCGGGACGUUUGCAACUACAAUGUAAAAAACCCACAUAAAAAUACUUACGAGUUGAAACCGGAAUACCGACAUUACAAAACGGAGGAAACAAGCUCAACUUAAUUUUGCAGAAAGCUUUGGUAUUUAUGCUAUGAAGUUGAACAAUAAAGUAUUAUUCAUCCAAUUAAUUUAAGGAGUUCCGUGCCAGAGUAUAACUAUUGUGUCCCGUGUUGACAAAAAAAACAAAGAUGGACGAUCCAAACAACGCGAUGAAAUGAACUCGCUUCAAGAUAAAUAAAUUUUUUUAAUUUUUUUUUUUAAAUUCCUUUACCUCGAAAACUAGUACCAAAAAAACAAAGUAUUGCUUUCUUCAUGACAGUUUCUCACAACUUUUAUAUAAUCGCAGCAAAUGAAAUGAGUGAAUAGUAAAAUAUCUAUUCAGACAAAACAACUAAGCUAUCCGGACAAAACAAAUAAGGUAUCCGGACAAUAUAGUAUUCGGAAGUUCAUUGACCUUAUGUACUACGAUAUUGUUUCAAGUAAGAUGUGCAUAGCAUUAUUAUUAUUAUUAUUAUUAUUAUUAUUAUUAUUAUUACUAUUAUUUACCCAGGAUAGCCUCUUCAGUUCCUAUUGGUACAUAUAUAUAUAUAUAGCGCAUUUAAAGCUCCCAUUUGAGUUACGAAAGUCGUGGAAGCACAGCAAUCGCUCAACUAGACAACCGCCUAAGAUAUAAAUCCUAUUCUCAUGCUGAGCGCUAAGCAGAAAGGAUAGAUUCACACUUUUAUAUUCUCUGGCAUGACUCGGCCGGCGUUUGAACCCAAGACCUCCCGCACUGAAAGCGAACGCUCUACCACAAGGCUAUCAGACGGCUAUCAGUCAUGUAUGGCCAUUACGAUAUAUGAAUUAAAAUGACGUGAUUAUUUUUAUUUUUUAUGACACGGAAUAUUUUAUGAUCUGAAAUUUUCAAUUCAACAA